Arachis stenosperma is the source of this 4620-nucleotide messenger RNA. Its product is annotated as regulator of nonsense transcripts 1 homolog. Bases 205 to 3999 code for a protein of 1264 amino acids. Gene Ontology annotation, biological process: nuclear-transcribed mRNA catabolic process, nonsense-mediated decay. NCBI's taxonomy places the organism in Eukaryota, Viridiplantae, Streptophyta, Magnoliopsida, Fabales, Fabaceae. Gene Ontology annotation, cellular component: cytoplasm. The transcript has 29 exons. The record is from RefSeq and is a predicted model, not a curated record. Gene Ontology annotation, molecular function: zinc ion binding; DNA binding; ATP binding.
UUGUGUCUCCGUCCCCAACACACCAAGCUCUCUAUUUCUAUUCCUCUUUUAUUCCUUUCUUCCCCCAACCCUAACCCUAAUCAUUCACAAUUCAUAACCCCUUUCAUCCUUCGCAAACGCGCAAUCUUAAAACCCUAACUCUAAUCAAUUCCAAUUAAGAUCGCGCGCUUCCCGAUUAUCGAUACUUGAUAACCCUAUUCCGCCAUGGACUCGCAGCAGAGCAAUCUAUUCGACACCGCUUCGCAACCCGACACCGCCAACGACGCGUACACCUUCCUCGAAUUCAACACUCAGGGCGAAGAUUUCGACUACCCGGAGUUCCGCGACCCGAUUAGGUCCUCCGUGGCGUGGCCCACUCCCUCUGAUUCGCUUGCCGAUACGUCGGAGCGCGGUGGCGGAGGGGGAGGAGCUGGGUCGGAUCACCAGUCGGAUGCCUCUCCGGUUUCGGCAGCUGCCGGGAGUGGCACUAAGGGGAGGUCAGGGAGCAGCAGUGGCGGGAACAGCCAGAUGGUGGAUGCAUUGGUCGCGGGGAUGAGCGGGUUGAAUUUUGAGGACACCGGGGAUGAUGAUAAUUUCGACUAUGGCAAAGGGGAUUUUACCGAGCAUGCUUGCCGGUAUUGUGGGGUCUCUAAUCCAGCUUGUGUUGUGAGGUGUAACGUGCCUUCAUGUCGUAAAUGGUUCUGUAAUUCGCGGGGGAACACCUCUGGAUCUCAUAUCGUCAAUCACCUGGUUCGGGCAAAACACAAGGAGGUAUGUCUGCACAAAGAUAGUCCAUUGGGUGAAACAAUUCUUGAAUGCUACAACUGUGGGUGUCGGAAUGUGUUUCUACUGGGAUUUAUUUCUGCGAAGACUGAAAGUGUAGUUGUUCUUCUUUGUCGUGAGCCUUGCUUGAGUGUCAAUGCCUUGAAGGACAUGAAUUGGGACCUUAGUCAGUGGUGCCCCUUGAUUGAUGAUAGGUGUUUCUUGCAAUGGCUUGUCAAGGUCCCAUCUGAACAGGAGCAGUUAAGGGCACGCCAGAUAAGUGCACAGCAAAUAAAUAAGGUGGAAGAGUUAUGGAAGACAAAUCCAGAUGCUUCCUUUGAGGACCUUGAGAAGCCUGGUGUAGAUGAUGAACCUCAGCCCGUGGCUUUAAAAUACGAAGAUGCAUAUCAGUAUCAAAAUGUAUUUGCGCCUCUUAUCAAGCUUGAAGCUGAUUAUGAUAAGAUGAUGAAGGAAUCUCAAAGCAAGGACAACGUGACAAUUAGGUGGGAUAUUGGUCUUAACAAGAAGCGUGUUGCAUACUUUGUCUUUCCAAAGGAAGAUAAUGAGUUACGGCUUGUACCUGGUGAUGAAUUACGAUUGCGUUAUUCUGGUGAUGCAGCACAUCCUGCCUGGCAGUCAGUGGGUCAUGUGAUUAAGCUAACUGCACAAGAGGAGGUUGCACUGGAGCUUCGUGCUAGUCAGGGGGUUCCAGUUGAUAUAAACCAUGGUUUCAGUGUUGAUUUUGUUUGGAAAAGUACAAGCUUUGACAGGAUGCAGGGAGCUAUGAAAACCUUUGCUGUGGAUGAGACAAGUGUAAGCGGGUAUAUUUAUCAUCACUUAUUGGGUCAUGAAGUUGAGGUGCAGAUGAUGCGUAAUGCAUUGCCUCGUCGCUUUGGUGCACCAGGACUUCCUGAGCUUAAUGCAUCUCAAGUUUUUGCGGUUAAAAGUGUCCUUCAGAGACCUAUUAGUUUGAUUCAAGGUCCCCCUGGAACUGGGAAGACUGUAACUUCUGCCGCACUUGUAUAUCACAUGGCCAAACAAGGUCAGGGACAGGUUUUGGUUUGUGCACCUAGUAAUGUUGCUGUGGACCAGCUGGCUGAAAAAAUAAGUGCUACUGGGUUAAAGGUUGUUCGGCUUUGUGCAAAGUCAAGGGAAGCUGUAAGUUCUCCUGUUGAGCAUUUAACACUUCAUUACCAGGUUCGGCAUCUUGACACAUCCGACAAGAGUGAACUUCAUAAAUUACAACAGCUGAAGGAUGAACAAGGAGAACUUUCCAGCAGUGAUGAGAAAAAAUACAAAGCACUUAAGCGAGCAACAGAGAGGGAGAUUUCUCAAAGUGCUGAUGUGAUAUGCUGUACAUGUGUUGGUGCUGGGGAUCCUCGACUUGCAAAUUUUAGGUUCCGUCAGGUACUUAUUGAUGAGUCUACUCAAGCAACAGAACCUGAGUGCCUCAUUCCAUUGGUUCUUGGUGCAAAGCAGGUGGUUCUUGUUGGUGACCAUUGUCAACUUGGGCCAGUCAUUAUGUGCAAGAAAGCAGCUCGUGCUGGGCUAGCGCAGUCGCUUUUUGAACGCCUUGUGCUACUUGGUGUUAAACCAAUUAGGUUACAGGUUCAGUACCGUAUGCAUCCAUGUCUAUCUGAAUUUCCCUCGAACAGCUUUUACGAAGGGACCCUGCAAAAUGGCGUUACUGUUAAUGAAAGGCAGUUGUCAGGAAUUGACUUCCCAUGGCCUGUGCCAAACCGUCCCAUGUUUUUCUAUGUUCAGAUGGGUCAAGAAGAGAUAAGUGCAAGUGGAACGUCUUAUUUAAAUAGGACCGAAGCUGCAAAUGUAGAAAAGAUUGUCACCACUUUCUUAAAAAGUGGUGUGGUUCCAAGUCAGAUUGGUGUUAUAACACCUUAUGAGGGUCAAAGAGCUUAUAUUGUGAACUAUAUGUCAAGAAAUGGGGCUCUUAGACAACAACUUUACAAGGAAAUUGAGGUUGCUAGUGUUGAUUCCUUUCAAGGAAGGGAGAAAGACUACAUAAUUCUAUCUUGUGUUAGAAGUAAUGAACAUCAGGGCAUUGGGUUCUUGAAUGAUCCUAGGAGGCUCAAUGUUGCUUUGACACGAGCAAGAUAUGGUAUUGUUAUUCUGGGAAACCCUAAAGUUCUGAGCAAACAACCUCUAUGGAAUAGCUUAUUGACACACUACAAGGAACAUGAAUGCUUAGUUGAAGGGCCUUUAAAUAACUUGAAGCAGAGUAUGGUUCAAUUCCAGAAACCCAAGAAGAUUUACAAUGAAAGAAGGCUCUUUUAUGGUGGUGGACCUGGAAUUGCGGCUAAUGAUACUUUUGGUUCUGUUGGUGCUGGCACUACUUCAGACCGAAGGAGCAGCCGUGGAAGGGGAUCUUAUGUUCCGCCUGGCCCACCAAAUGGGACUCAGAAGCCUGGAGUGCAUCCUGCCGGGUAUCCUAUUCCAAGGGUUCCCUUGCCUCCUUUCCAUGGUGGUCCCCAAUCUCAGCCAUAUGCUAUUCCAUCCCGUGGAGCUGUACAUGGUCCUGUUGGGGCAGUUCCUCAUGUACCAUCUCCAGGUAGUCGGGGUUUUGGGGCUGGAAGAGGUAAUUCUGGUGCUCCAGUUGGCAGUCUUCCUCACCAAGGAACGCAACAGCCUAUUGGGAAUAUCGGAUCUACAUAUAAUUUUCCUGCUUUGGAGAGUCCAAACAGCCAGCCAUCUGUUGGUGGUCCGUUAUCUCAACCUGGGUUUGCCAAUAAUAUGCCAGUCCAAGGGACAGGUCAAUCAUUUCGAGAUCAAUUUUCUGUUCCUGGAAUGUCUCAGGACUUCUUGGGUGAUGACUUCAAAAGCCAGGGAUCGCAUGUUCCUUAUAAUGUUGCUGAUUUUGCUACCCAGGCUUCUCAAAGUGGAUAUGCUGUUGAUUAUGCUACUCAAGGAGCGCAAGGUGGAUUCCCAGGGAACUUUAUGAACCAAAACUCUCAAGCCGGAUAUUCACGUUUUGGUUCUGGAAAUGAAUUUAUGUCUCAGGACUACAUGGCCCAUGGAUCGCAAGGCCUUUUCACUCAAGCUGGAUUUGGUGAUCCCUUGCAAGAUGAUGCAACACAGAGCCAUUUUGGUGUUGCUAACGCCAAUCCUCUCCAAUCACAGAUGAAUUCUCUCUAUUCCCAGCCUUUUUCUCAUUACAACACACAGCCAAUGAACUUGCAGGCUUCCCAACAGCAGCCUCAGGGUCAGAGUUCCCAAAAUCAAAAAAUUCAGUAUAGCGGUUGAGCAGCUUAAGGAGCGUAAUAUGACUUUGAUGGGUUACAGUCUUUGCUAUCAGCAACUCUGCCCGUCUUUUUUGCUGGAAUAUGUUUGCUGGCUACAUCCGAGGGAUUGGCUUCCUGGGAUCGCUGCCUGCAUGGACCCAUAUUGAAGGAUUGGUAUCUAUGAUUUGACUUGGUGGAAUUGUGGGGCAUUAUGGCGAUAGAAGCAGCAAAUCCUAGGCUGCGGGAAAAAAAUGAAAGAUAAGAUAACCCGUUACCUUACUGAAAUUUUGUGUUGGUUUGGGAUUCAAAUGAAAUUGUUCGAGAAAGCAUUACAUGGAAUGGUUUUUGUCGAAAGGGUUUCCUUCCGUCUAGGAGCAGAAGGGACAAUCUACAAUGUAGUCGCGGAGAUACUGAUACAUAGUAAUAUAAUGCAUACGGCAUCAAUCUGCAGCCAAGGGAAUGUUUUUUGUACAGAAGGCCCUGAUGCGGUUUACCCUUUCAGCUCUACCUAACAUGUAAUUUAUGUACUCGAUAUAAUUUGAAACAUUGAAUGAUGAUAUUGUUGGAAAAUGUUUGACUAUGCAGCUUGCCGCUCAGAAUUUACGGUGGCAUAUAAAGUUGUGAUAAUUAUUUUACAUGUAAA